GUUUCAGAUCAGCUUUUUGGAGAACCUGCCCCGCUCGUCAGCAGCUGAGCAACAAACAAAUAAAAUAGAGUCACAUGAUUGUGCGGAAGUAUUGGUGCUCUAAACACACAACAAGAUGGCAUCACACCCGGGAGGAGGCGAUCAAGGUAACCGUUAGCGAUAUUAAACAUAAAAAAUUCCUUUACAGUGUUGACAACGACAAAUCGGACUUAUAUGAUAUGAAAAAAUAAAAAUUCGCUCUUGUUUUGUGUACAGAUGUUGUUUAUCUACUGGGGGCAACAUUAGCUUAACUGAAGUUAGCGUCAAAGCUAGCCUGAAUGUUGACUCAGCUAGCAUCGACCGGUGCCUUUAUCAGCAGCUUUAUUAGCGACCUUUAUAACACCGUGUUAGCAAUUAUUCCUGUACAAAAACGAAACUAAAGUAUUAAAAAGACUGUUGUGUAACCGUUUACACAGUGAAAUGUGAAAUAAUGAUAGACGUGUUUAUGUAACAUCUGCAACAGCGUUACCUGACCUCAGCUAAUGAACUUAGUAGAAACUAACAGCACACUGUGUGAACUGCCAUUAAAUGUUUAUUAUUAUUAUUCACUAUGAACAAAUAUUCAGCUUCAGUUUAAAGACAGGGUUAUAGGUACUUUGUUGACUAAAGGUGACCUAAUAUUUUAACAGUGACUGGUCCCAGUCAACACAUAGUACAGUGUUUUUUAGACAGCUAGAGUUAAAAUAAUUACAAGAUAUGAGAAUUCACUUAAUGAAACGUAACUGGUUACAACACCUCUAGUAAGAGACACAUGUAGAUAAUGUGAGGAAAUGUUAAAAAGAUGCACUUUUUUGUUUAACUAGAAUACUACGAAAGUGAUUAUGGAAAAGAAAAAGUUUAAAAAAAUUUUUUUUUAAAAAGGGAGUUUACUAUGUACAUCUCUUCACAUAUUAGUUUUACUGGCUUAGCCAAACUCACAUUACCUUGUGGACCAAUUUUGAAUUCUAUUGAUUUCCUUGUCUUUCCAAAGCAUUAGUUUUAAAAUCCAUUGAUAUACUGACAUGUUGAUGAUAUAACAUUUAUCUUCAUCACUCAGGAAAUACCACGGAUCAGAUACUGGAAGUGGGAGCUGUUUUAUUGAAAGAGUGAGUAUGCCUUUUCUUGUCUGGACACGUAUUAUCAGAUUACAUUAUAUUAGAAAGAACUUUAUUGAACAUUUUAGGAAGGUUUCCUUUAGGAAAUGGAAAUUCUAGCUGCAUCAGUAUGUACAGAAAAAAAACAGAAGAGUCAAAUAAGUAAAAAUCAAAAUACAAUGUGUAUAAAGAAUAAAGAUUUGAUAGAACUGUAGAUAAAUUAAGUACUGUCAUAGAAAACGUAAGACAUGAAGCAAUGAAUAUUUGGACAUUACAAAUAGUGCUGAUCAUAUUUGUUAUCAUCUAAAACCUCUCUCUCACACACACACACACACACUUCCCACCCACUGACCGACAUUACUUUACAAAACUAAGGUGCUGCUUUCACACAGAACCUUUAGUGCAACAGGGCUAAUUUCAGCCUACUUAACUCUGCUCUUUAUUGUUUUGUAUCUUAGCUAUUGUAUUAUAUUUUAUUUAUUGUAUUGGAUUUUUUAUUCUUGGCUUGGAAACGGACCUGGGCACUAAUUUGGUACCACAGACUGUCAAAGGUGUGGGGUAUGACAAAUAAAGUUCCUUUAAUCCUUCGAUCCUAAUACUAAUGAUCUACUUUGUAGUUUCAUCUAUGAGCGGGUUCGGCGGAACGAGGACAGUAAUGCGACGGUGACCCGCGCACAGCUGGGUGGAGGGGAGCUGUGUGACCCAAACCACAAGAAGCUUGCUCUGUGCCUGCAGCAGAUUGGGGAUGAGCUGGAUGGACAUGUAGAGCUCCAAAGGUGAGCUACUCAUUUAUGUGUUUGAUUCGUCAUAUUUCCAACCUGCGCAGUCACAAAAUGCAAGGAUGUUUUUAUAGGUAGAAUUUCUCUCAUUGCUUAUUAUGAUUUUUCUUAGGAUGAUAAACAACUCCUCACUUACUCCCACAAAAGACGUGUUUGUGAAGGUUGCCAUAGAGAUUUUUUCAGACGGGAAGUUCAACUGGGGUCGAGUGGUUGCACUUUUUUACUUCGCCUGUAAACUUGUCAUCAAAGUAAGUAAAGCAGCUCUGAUGAGUCUUACUUCCCAAUAAAGAGAAAACAAAGACCUGGUGGCUAAAGCAUGGCUGCAUUUCUGCUUUUCUAGGCUCUUGUCACCCAAGUUCCUGAUAUUAUCAGAACAAUCAUCAGCUGGGUGCUGGAGUACCUCCGCGAAAAUGUGGUCAACUGGAUCAGGGAGCAAGGUGGCUGGGUAAGGAGCUAACUUACACAUUUUCAUAACUUCACAGUUUACAAUCAUGAUGCAUGUUUAUAUUUGUGUCUGUUUCUCUUGCACAUUAGGAGGGUAUUCGAUCCUAUUUUGGCACCCCAACAUGGCAGACGGUGGCAGUUUUCUUGGCCGGCGUUCUCACCACUGUUGUAGUUAUUCGCAAGCUGUGAGAGGCAAGGGGAGUGCAGACACGGCAAAGAUGGGCGGAAGUACAACUGCAGGAAAUGGAGAGAUGAACAUGACAGAACAUCUGAAAGAAAACAGAGGGAAAUGAUGGCAGAGGGAAUGAGUGGAAAGAGAAGAAUCUCAGUUUGGAUGCAGAGAGCCUUUGUUUCUCCCUUUCAUUUCCAGGACUGGGAGUUAGGCUGAACAUGUGGUCGUACCCACGAUUCCUGUGCUCCUGAGGGAGUGAGCAGUGCAUGACUACAUGCACAAAGCAGAAGGGGUGGAGAGUUGGUCAGACUUAAAUAAGGGUUGCAUUUUCAGUAAUUUAUUUUUUACUUAGUAGAGAUUUAAAAAUGUCACUGCAUUGUGUUUUCUGCCCUAAAUAAUUCAUGGGCUGGGUUAGUUUUCUCUCAGCAUUAAUUUCGUAUCAGUUUGCUUUUCUGCCUGUCCCCUUGUCCCCAUGCAUCUCAUUAUGGUGUCAGCUAUCUUCAUAUGUAUCUGUAAGUGUUUACUGGUAUGUUGAUAUGAAAUGUUGAUGGGAUGGGUCACAUUCUAUCAAGUUCAAAUCAGAUCUUUUUGCAAACAAUUGUGAGAUUUACCGCAAAGAUACUGUUAUUAAUGAGAUGUUACACCUGGGAUAGCAAGUGAGCACAAGCAACCCCAAAUAUAUCCCCCUUUAACGCACAUGUCAGUGGGCAGUCAAGGUGCCACAGCAGGGAUUUACAUUCAAAGUUCAGUUCAUAUUCAACAUGAAUCAUCAUAUGAAAAGAAAAACAAUGUAUGUUAUGCAACAUUUGAUCUUAUACUGCCUUUAGGCAUCUGACCAGCAUCGAGCCCUUAAUGUGAUUCCUACUCCAGAAAAAAAAAAAUCUUGCCUCAUAUUUCAAAUCUGUUCAAAUGCAGACACACGUCAUGAACAGACAUUUCCAGUAGUUCAUGUAAAAAGUAGCUCUGCAGACACGGACAGCACUGAGUUGCUCAGAGAUGCUUACCUCACCUCACAUGUUUUCACAGUACUGUAUUUUAAUGUGAGUAAUUCAAACUGCAAUCUCGUAUCUUCACAGAACAGCUUUUUAUACAUUCUCCUCAUUUGUCAGUGCCUUGGUGUUUUUUUUUUCUUUUUUAAACGAUGGAAUCAUUUUGAUAUUCUUCCCCUUUUUCUAUCAAUUUGUAAGCUGAAAUGAAAGCUGAAAUCAAUUUCCAGUCUCCUUGAAAAUCUUUUUGCAGUGACCUUGUAUGUUGUAAUAUGGAAAAUAAAUCUUUAACUCUGCUAAC
Molecule: messenger RNA, 3794 nt
Organism: Xyrichtys novacula (pearly razorfish)
Lineage: Eukaryota; Metazoa; Chordata; Actinopteri; Labriformes; Labridae
Source: the annotation of a GenBank genome assembly